Molecule: messenger RNA, 2096 nt
Organism: Ipomoea nil (Japanese morning glory)
Lineage: Eukaryota; Viridiplantae; Streptophyta; Magnoliopsida; Solanales; Convolvulaceae
Product: protein ESKIMO 1
Exons: 5
Coding region: 357-1823 (488 amino acids)
Cellular component (GO): Golgi apparatus
Molecular function (GO): O-acetyltransferase activity
Source: RefSeq, a predicted model, not a curated record
GCCAAGAAUGCUUGCUUUAAUAUUACUCCUCCCCUCUUUUCUGCAACCCAUCUUUCGUUUCUGGAACAUGUGGAGUUAGUUUGAAACAGAUCAGAAAUUAACAAGAAAUAUAUUCUUUUUCUAACUUAUUAAAAAAAAAAAAAAAAAUCUCUCAACCAAAGAGGAAGACAAUAACCUUCCAGCCACCCAUAACCAAAUCAGUUCCUUGCAGAAAACCCCAUUUCACCAAAUCCGCCAUUAAACAAACACCAAUUCAAUCCCCCAACUGCAACUAUGUUAGCCUCUCAUAGCUCUCGUCUUUCUCUAUAUUUCUACACCUCUCCUCGCCCUCUCUUCCCAUCUUUCACCUCCUUCUCAUGCAUCCUUUCCGCGGCGGCCGGAAAACAUCGCCACCGCUCCUCUCAUCAGUGCUGCUGAACAGUAUGAAGUCCGGCCGGAAGAACAGCAACCUCUCCAUCUUCGUGGUGGUGUUCUCUGUUUUCAUCUUUGGGUGUUUCAUGUACAAUGAGGACGUGAAGUCCAUUGCGGAGUUCCCGUUUUCUCGGCCCAAGGCGGCGGCCGAUAAUCAAGAACUCCAAGAAAGUCCGGUCCAAGAAAACGCCACGGCGGCGAAGAAAGAAGACGAAAUUGGAGAUCAGAGAAGUUCAAGAACUGUGGUGGAGAACGAGGAGGAGGAGCCAUUGCAGGAGGAAGAGAAAAAGAUUGAACUGGUGGGUGACGACAAAGAACAAGAAGAAGAAGAAGAAGACGGCGGCGUUGAAGUGCCGCCGGAAGAUUGCGAUCUCUUCACCGGCGAAUGGGUUUACGACGAGGCCACCCACCCUCUAUACAAAGAACCAGAAUGCGAGUUUCUUACAGCUCAGGUCACCUGCAUGAGAAAUGGAAGAAAAGAUUCUUCAUAUCAGAACUGGAGAUGGCAACCCAGAGAUUGUUCUUUACCCAAGUUCAAGCCAAAGUUGUUGCUGGAGAAAUUGAGGAACAAGAGGCUGAUGUUUGUUGGAGAUUCUCUGAAUAGGAAUCAAUGGGAAUCAAUGGUCUGUUUGGUCCAAUCAGCUGCCCCUCCAGGGAGGAAAAGCUUGACCAAGACUGGCUCUUUGUCUAUCUUCAGAAUCGAGAAUUAUAAUGCUACAAUUGAAUUCUACUGGGCUCCAUUUUUGGUCGAGUCGAACUCGGAUGACCCGACUAUGCAUAGCAUCUUGAACCGGAUCAUCAUGCCCGAGUCAAUCAUGAAGCAUGGUCAGAAUUGGAAAGAUGUGGACUAUCUCAUCUUCAAUACAUACAUAUGGUGGAUGAACACUUUUGCCAUGAAAGUUCUCCGUGGAUCGUUUGACGAGGGCGCGACCGAGUACGAUGAGGUCCCGAGGCCCAUUGCUUAUGGGAGGGUGUUGUCUACUUGGGCUAAGUGGGUGGAGGAAAACGUGGAUCCAAAUAAAACUCAAGUGUUCUUCAUGAGCAUGUCUCCCCUUCAUAUCAAGAGUUUGGAUUGGGAAAAUCCGGAUGGAAUAAAAUGUGCCAAGGAGACAACCCCAAUUCUGAACACAACAAUGUACCUAAAUAUCGGUACGGACAAGAGACUGUUUGUGGUGGCAUCAAAUAUAACAGAAACUAUGAAAGUCCCAGUUUAUUUCCUCAACAUUACGACGCUUUCUGAGUAUAGAAAAGAUGCACAUACUUCAGUGCAUACCAUUCGCCAGGGUAAAAUGUUAACUCUUGAACAGCAGGCCGAUCCUGCUACCUAUGCCGAUUGUAUACAUUGGUGCCUUCCUGGACUUCCUGACACGUGGAACGAGUUCCUUUACACACGUAUUAUCUCUCGUGGCUAGCUCUAUAUAUAUACAUGGGUGCCUACUUGGACAUUCUGGCUCAUGUCAUCUCAAGUUCUUUUUCUUUUUUUUUGGACACCAUAGAUGUGUCUUGAUAAUUUCUUGCUUUUUCCUCGUAUAGUUUUUUGUUUUUGUUUUUGUUUUUUUUUUUUUCUUUAGGCCUCGAUGACAAAAUUGGCAGAAAAAAUAAUCUGUCGAUUCAUGGUGUAUGAUUCAAUUGUAAAAUGACGUUUUUCUUGAAGAAAUAAACAAGUGUAACAAUAUGUCAAUAUA